CAUCUGCGUCGCUUGCGACGGCUUCCCAGCUCCUCUCGCUCCCUCUCGACGGUACACCUCGAUCACCAUGGCUUCCGGGCGCAAGGACUUUCUAAGCCAGCAGGCGCCCGAGAAUUAUGUCGCCGGUCUUGGUCGAGGUGCGACUGGUUUUACCACCCGUUCAGAUCUCGGACCCGCGCGAGAAGGCCCCACGCCAGAACAGAUUCAGGCCGCACUUGCAAAGCGCGCCCAGCUUCUUGGAGCGGCACCUCCCACAGCUUACGGCGCAGGGCGUGAGAAGGGCGGCAAGGAUGAAAAAGCAGACGAGGAGGAGGAUGACGAGCGGUUCCAGGACCCCGACAAUGAAGUCGGGCUGUUCGCAUACGGACAGUUCGACCAAGAAGAUGACGAAGCAGACCGCAUUUAUAGAGAGGUGGAUGAAAAAAUGGACAAACGCCGCAAGAUGAGAAGGGAAGCUCGCGAGCGGCAAGAACGAGAAGAUUACGAGCGCAAAAACCCCAAGAUCCAGCAGCAAUUCGCCGACUUGAAACGAUCCUUGGCCUCGGUCUCCGAGGAUGACUGGGCUAACCUCCCGGAGGUGGGAGACCUUACAGGCAAGAACCGACGGGCGAAGCAGAACCUCCGGCAGCGAUUCUACGCAGUCCCGGACAGCGUGAUUGCUAGCGCAAGAGAUUCCACCCAGUUUGAAACCACCAUUGCAGAUGACGGUACCCAGACCGCAGUCGACGGAGCGGAGGGGGCGGAUGGGACAAUCACCAACUUUGCUGACAUCAGUGCUGCCCGUGAUAAGGUUCUCAAAGUUCGGCUGGACCAGGCGGCGAUGGGAUCGUCCGGGGAUUCGGCGUCCGGGAGCGCUACCAACAUUGAUCCCAAGGGGUAUCUUACGAGCCUAACGCAAUCAGAGCUUAAGGCUGGAGAAGUAGAGAUUGGAGACAUCAAGCGCGUUCGGGUUCUGUUGGAGUCGGUGACGAAAACGAAUCCAAAACACGCUCCUGGGUGGAUUGCGCUGGCGCGUUUAGAAGAAUUAGCCGGUAAAAUUGUGACCGCCAGGAAUGUAAUCGCCAAGGGUUGCGAGCUGUGUCCGAAGAGUGAAGACGCCUGGCUCGAAAACAUCCGGCUGAACGAGGGCCACAAUGCCAAGGUUAUCGCCGCCAAUGCCAUCAAGAACAACGAUCGGUCUACGAGGCUCUGGAUUGAAGCGAUGAGGUUAGAGUCGGAACCUCGAGCAAAGAAAAAUGUCCUUAGACAGGCCAUUCUUCAUAUCCCUCAGUCUGUCACCAUCUGGAAAGAAGCCGUCAACUUGGAGGAUGACCCUGCAGAUGCACGCCUGCUCCUGGCAAAGGCGGUCGAGAUGAUCCCCUUGUCCGUCGAGCUCUGGUUGGCUCUGGCGCGCCUAGAGUCUCCUGAGAACGCCCAGAAGGUUCUUAAUGCCGCCCGCAAAGCGGUUCCCACCAGUCAUGAAAUCUGGGUUGCAGCUGCACGACUCCAAGAGCAGAUGGGUACCUUCGAGAAGGUCAAUGUGAUGAAGAGAGCCGUCCAAUCCCUCGCGCGUGAGAAUGCUAUGCUCAAGAGGGAGGAGUGGAUAGCAGAGGCAGAAAAGUGCGAAGAAGAGGGUGCUAUCCUCACUUGCGGUGCAAUCAUUCGCGAGACUCUGGGAUGGGGCUUGGACGAGGAUGAUGACCGCAAGGAUAUAUGGAUGGACGAUGCGAAGGCCAGCAUUGCGAGAGGCAAGUAUGAGACCGCGAGAGCGAUCUACGCCUACGCGCUGCGCGUUUUCGUUAACCGUCGGUCAAUCUGGCUCGCGGCAGCUGAGCUGGAGCGUAACCACGGGGGCAAAGAAGCGCUGUGGCAAGUCCUCGAAAAGGCCGUGGAAGCUUGCCCGCAAAGUGAAGAGCUUUGGUUGCAGCUCGCAAAGGAAAAGUGGCAGUCCGGGGAGAUCGAUGAUGCUCGGAGAGUGCUCGGUCGUGCCUUCAACCAGAACCCCAACAACGAGGAUAUUUGGCUGGCUGCCGUCAAGCUGGAGGCCGAUGCGGACCAGACGGACCAGGCCCGAGAACUUCUCGCAACUGCUCGGCGCGAAGCGGGCACCGAUCGGGUGUGGAUCAAGAGCGUUGCGUUCGAGCGACAACUCGGCAACACUGACGAGGCGCUCGACCUGGUCAACCAAGGACUUCAGCUCUAUCCCAAGGCCGAUAAGCUCUGGAUGAUGAAGGGGCAAAUCUACGAGAUCCAAAACAAGUACCCACAGGCUCGGGAAGCCUACGGAACUGGAACCAGAGCUUGCACCAAAUCCGUCCCGCUCUGGCUCCUGGCCUCGAGGUUGGAAGAAAAGGCCGGCGCUGUCGUCAAAGCUCGCUCCGUGCUUGACCGAGCUCGGCUCGCGGUGCCCAAGAGCCCGGAACUGUGGACCGAAAGUGUGCGCGUGGAACGCCGGGCGAACAACAUUGCCCAGGCCAAGGUCCUGAUGGCCCGGGCUCUGCAAGAAGUUCCCACGUCCGGGUUGUUAUGGAGUGAAAGCAUUUGGCACCUGGAGCCACGAGCGCAACGGAAGGCUCGCAGCUUGGAAGCGAUCAAGAAGGCCGACAACGAUCCCGUGCUCUUCAUCACCGUCGCUCGUAUCUUCUGGGGCGAGCGCCGAUUGGAAAAAGCACUUACUUGGUUCGAGAAGGCCAUUGUCUCGAACAGCGAUUUGGGCGACGGCUGGGCUUGGUACUACAAGUUCUUGUUGCAGCAUGGCACCGAAGAAAAACGUGCGGAUGUGGUGGCCAAGUGCAUUGCGACCGAGCCCAAACACGGCGAGAUCUGGCAAUCCGUCGCUAAAGACCCCGCCAACGCGCGCAAGUCGACCGAAGAGAUACUCAAGAUGGUUGCCGACCGUCUGACCUGAUGGAGACGAGGGAUCCUGGCACCCUUUCGACAUCACGUACUUACGAUAUCCGGUCUCGAGAGACCGGGGGUUGGCGUUCGGGCGAAGUAGAGGGAGGUUGGUUGCAUUAUACCACCAGCAACCAGAAUGCAUACAGUUUAAUUGGCCUUCACCUUGGCCUUGGCAUGAAGCGGGUCACAGAUUACCAUUGGAAUUGAUCCUGCAAGAACAGAGGAUCGAUCCUCUGUCUCAGGAUGUCUCUCUAUCAGGAUCCGCCCGUGAAACGGUCCACCAAGGAUAUGCCCAGAAUGGAAAAAUAAUGUACAGUACAUAGCGUAUCAUAGCACAACGAGAAUCCCAUCGUCUCCGACCAAAACGAGCC
This is a messenger RNA of Aspergillus ibericus CBS 121593, 3248 nucleotides long. Its product is annotated as U4/U6-U5 snRNP complex subunit PRP6. The transcript has 3 exons. Gene Ontology annotation, cellular component: U4/U6 x U5 tri-snRNP complex; catalytic step 2 spliceosome. The record is from RefSeq and is a predicted model, not a curated record. Gene Ontology annotation, biological process: spliceosomal tri-snRNP complex assembly; mRNA splicing, via spliceosome. NCBI's taxonomy places the organism in Eukaryota, Fungi, Ascomycota, Eurotiomycetes, Eurotiales, Aspergillaceae. Bases 68 to 2887 code for a protein of 939 amino acids. Gene Ontology annotation, molecular function: protein binding.